UUCUGGCCACAGGUCCCCUUUGGUGAGGUGAGCUCAGUUGUGGAUUGGCUGCAGAUCACAGGGGAGGUGGGUCAUCCUCAGGACGAGCAUCCAAAGCGGCGGAUCACAGGACUUGCCUGCACUCAGAAGGAAGUGAGCGGCGCACGUUUCUGGGGCUUCUUCAGGAAGCUGUGUGGUGAACCAGCACUGUUCUUCCAGCACUGCUUUGUGCACAAUCUAUGUCCGCUCAUGUUCCUCGGGGCCAGUGGGAAGAAUCUAACCCCCCCUGAGCUGCCUGCAGGUGAGCGGGAGGCCCUCCUCGCUCUGUGUGACAUUGCUCUGUGCCAGGCAGUGGAGGCUCUGGGUGUCUCCAUGGUGAUCGGGGUUGGGAGGGUGGCAGAGCAGCGAGCGAGGAAAGCCUUGUCAGCAGCAGGGGUUAGGGUCCGAGUCGAGGGCAUUAUGCACCCGUCACCCAGGAACCCUCGAGCCAAUAAGGGCUGGGAGGAAGUAGCCAGAGCCAAGCUGGAAGAACUUGGUGUGUUGUCACUGCUGAACAAGGACAACCUGUGAGCUGACACGGGCCUUAUCAACAGCAGCGCACUACCUCUGAAAAUCAACCAGGAUGGGAGAAGUUUGAGAUAGAGACUUUAGUGUGUGUGAUGUGAUCAAUGGGUUAGUGUUAGAAGGGCAGGAUCACAAUUCCCCUUACAGAUCAGUCUGUAUUUGAGCUGCUCCAAGGAGAUCUCGUCAUACUAUCCCACGUCUGGCAUCACAACUGUCAGCAUAUGCAAACUUUAUUUUUCUGUAAACAUUGAUUUGUCUGUUUAUCUGAAGGUAGCAUGCUGAGCACAGCACUAUGGUAUUAGGCAUUUAUUGUUAGAAAAAACCAACACUACUGUCUGUACUGUAUAUGCUUGUAAGUCUAUAGUCAAAGUGUAAGCUCAGUGUUUGGUGAGAAUGCUGUGUUUAGGAGUUGUUGUCAGGCAAUAGCAUUCAUUGAACUUCUUAGGAAUAUAUUAAUACAGGCAUUACAAAUUGUCCGGACAUGUAUCCUGUGUAUUGGGACACACUAAACAUGUCGAAAGAAAAAAAUGUAUUUCACAAUGCGGUGCUUUCCAUGCAAAUAUUAGGUAUUUGAAUUUACCUUAAAAAAGGUAUUCAAUCAUUUACCAAGUUGAACAUUUAUCAUUAUGCCCUUCAUUUUUACAUUACAUAAACAAGGUCUUUCAUGUCCUAUGUUUCCAAAGAAAAUGAAGCUGUAUAGGUGCAGUCCUCAGGAAGAAAAACAAGUACUCUGAGUAGUAGCCUGUUACAGCAGCUCCUCCUCACUGCUGAGUAGUUUAUUUUAUAUUCCCCUAUUUAGCGUGCUUUUAUUUUGUGCUUGCCUUUUUACUUAUGUCGAUCUUCUACUCUUGUCUGCACUGUCCCUUUCCUGUAUGUACAUUACCUCGCUGUGGGACAAAUAAAAGCGUUCUUAUUGUGAUACUCACUGUAGCAUUUACAUGGUAACAUUACAAAGUUCAGAAAAAUAUUUUGUAGAUGUACAGUUGUAAAUAUUUGAUACUGGACCACUGUACAAUACUAUUUUUUGUAUUCUUUAUUUAAAUAUCUUAUUCAUUGUUUUUUAUUUCAAUAAUGUAUUUUAUAUGUUCAAACAACGAUUGUAUCCACAAUGUGAACAAUUGUGAGUAUUUCUUGUCUCAACUGAAUGUGUCUCCCUCUGUUGCUGAAGACGAAGAUUA
Molecule: messenger RNA, 1721 nt
Organism: Notothenia coriiceps (black rockcod)
Lineage: Eukaryota; Metazoa; Chordata; Actinopteri; Perciformes; Nototheniidae
Gene: smug1
Product: single-strand-selective monofunctional uracil-DNA glycosylase 1
Exons: 1
Biological process (GO): base-excision repair
Molecular function (GO): oxidized pyrimidine nucleobase lesion DNA N-glycosylase activity; single-strand selective uracil DNA N-glycosylase activity
Source: RefSeq, a predicted model, not a curated record